This is a messenger RNA of Sorghum bicolor (sorghum), 1419 nucleotides long. RefSeq names its product zingipain-2. Bases 99 to 1175 code for a protein of 358 amino acids. The transcript has 4 exons. The record is from RefSeq and is a predicted model, not a curated record. Lineage: Eukaryota; Viridiplantae; Streptophyta; Magnoliopsida; Poales; Poaceae. Gene Ontology annotation, molecular function: cysteine-type endopeptidase activity. Gene Ontology annotation, cellular component: lysosome.
UGUACUCUUCGUCGUCGUCGAUCACCUUCUCUUCAGCUUCUCGAUCGUCAUUUCGUGCUUCCCCGAUCGAUCGAGCUUGAGGCUUUGAGGGGAUCGCCAUGAGUUCAGCACGCUCACCGGUUGCCGGCGCAGCGCUGGCGCUGCUCGCGCUCACGGUGGCAGUAGCCACCGCGACGACCGUCGCCGCGGCGCGCGACUUGCGCUCGGCGGCGCCGCUGGAGCGGGCGGACGAGGAGGUGCGGCAGCUCUACAAGACGUGGAAGUCGGAGCACGGCCGGCCAAGAGACGGCAUCUCCGUCGCCGACGGGCUACGUCUGAAGGUGUUCCGAGACAACCUGCGGUACAUCGACGCCCACAACGCGGAGGCGGACGCCGGGCUCCACACCUUCCGCCUCGGCCUCACCCCCUUCACCGACCUCACCCUGGAGGAGUUCCGCGCCCACGCGCUCGGCUUCCUCAACUCCACUCUGCCCCGCGUCGCCAGCGACCGCUACCUGCCCCGCGCCGGCGAUGACCUCCCCGACGCCGUCGACUGGCGCCAGCAGGGCGCCGUCACCGGGGUCAAGAACCAGCUGGACUGCGGUGGGUGCUGGGCGUUCUCGGCGGUGGCAGCCAUGGAGGGGAUCAACAAGAUCGUGACGAACAACCUCAUAUCGCUGUCGGAGCAGGAGCUGAUUGACUGCGACACUGAGGACUACGGCUGCCAGGGUGGAGAGAUGCAGAAAGCUUUCCAGUUCGUGAUCGACAACGGCGGCAUUGACACCGAGGCCGACUACCCCUUCAUCGGAACGAACGGGACCUGCGAUGCAAUCAGGGAGAAGAGGAAGGUUGUGUCCAUAGAUUCAUACGAGAAUGUGCCGACCAACGAUGAGGAGGCGCUGCAGAAGGCGGUGGCGAACCAGCCGGUCAGUGUCGCCAUUGACUCGAGCAGUCCUGCGUUCCAACACUACAGCUCGGGCAUCUUCAACGGGCCGUGCGGGUUCAUACUGGACCACGGCGUGACGGCGGUGGGCUACGGCAGCGACAACGGCGAGGACUUCUGGAUCGUCAAGAACUCGUGGGGCGCCGAGUGGGGAGAGUCUGGCUACAUCCGCAUGAAGCGCAACGUGCUUUUGCCCAUGGGCAAGUGCGGCAUCGCCAUGUACGCGUCCUACCCCGUCAAGAACGGCCGCUGACCGCCGACGUACGGCUAAGCCAUGGAUAGAAAAACAUCAAGAUGGUUCUUGCUGUCGGUAGGCUGCUGACCGCUUGCCCUUGCUCUGGUGCGUGUCUAAGAGUCUUUGUUUAUUAGCGUCGUUUAUUAAGCGUUUGUUGUAUGGAGUGUUCUGGUGAAAAUGGUCUCAUUAUUGAAUUUUAUUUAUUUAUUUGUAACACGACAAAUAAGUUAUGAAUAAAGUUAAUAUUAUGUAACAAAAUAAA